AUGCAAUACGAAACAUUUGCCAUCCUUGGAGCGACAGGCCAGCAGGGAGGUGCCGUCGUGAGGCAUCUUGCCAAAACCUAUCCUGAUGCUAAAAUCCGCGCCAUUACAAGGUCUCCAGAGAAGGAAAAUGCAAAGGCGCUCUUAUCACUAGGUCCCAAUGUAUCCUUGGUUCAGGCAAGCUUUGCAGACAGGCAGAGUCUGGAAGAAGCGUUUUCAGGAGCAGAAGUAAUCUUCUUAGUUACGGACUAUUGGAAUACUCAGACCAAUGCCGUUGCGGCCAACCUCAAUACAGAAAUCACAGAUGGAAUGACGGCUAUCGAGGUUGCUGCUCAUACAAAAAGCUUGAAGCACUUUGUCUUUGGAACUCUGCUGGACUUUGCACCUCUAUCCAACAUGAAAUGGAGAAACAUGUAUCAUUUCAACACUAAAGCGGUUCUUAAUCAUUACAUCAGAGCCAAGCCGGAUCUGUGGGCAAAGACAACCCUGAUAUUCUCUCCCAUAUAUUAUGAGAACUAUCUUACUUUUGACCAAAAGUUUUACCCAAUGCUUGGGGGCCCAAGGAAGGUUGGCGAUGAAUAUGUUGCAUGGUACCCCGACGGUGGUACCUCGAAUCUGUCAUAUUUGAGCAUCGAAGAUUUGGGCAAAGUGUUUGGGGCAGUUAUGGAAAAGCCGCAAAGCUACUUUCAAAAGAUGGCUAUAAUUGUUGGCGAAUUCUUUUCCGCCCAAGAUCUAAUUGGGCAAUGGGCAGAUGUUGUUGGUGUCAAGGCCAAGAUUGAAACACUCUCGUCAAAAGAAUUCAUCGACAGAGUUGGCCAACUUGGAGGGCCUGAAUUCAUGGCUCUGGAGAUUUACGAACAGAUGAGAUGUCUGGAAGAACUGGGCGAUCUGAGAACAAUCCAAACGGAGAUAUCAAUAGUCGAUAUGAGCAAGGUAGGGUUCUAA
Messenger RNA from Trichoderma aggressivum f. europaeum, 942 nucleotides. RefSeq lists its product as uncharacterized. NCBI's taxonomy places the organism in Eukaryota, Fungi, Ascomycota, Sordariomycetes, Hypocreales, Hypocreaceae. The transcript has 5 exons. Gene Ontology annotation, cellular component: nucleus. The coding region runs from base 1 to 942 and encodes 313 amino acids. The record is from RefSeq and is a predicted model, not a curated record.